GUAUUAUAGUUUGCUAAAACUGCUGUGAUGUAAAUUAAAAAAUACAUAAAUUAAAUGUAUAAACAUUUAUUGAAAUUGCGCUAUGGUUAUCAACCAAGUAUAAAAUUUACUCAUGUUCAUGCUUCAACCUAAUAUACUCCAGUGAAAAUGACAGUAAGAGAAGCUAUUAACCUUGCAAUGGAUGAGGAAUUGGCACAUGAUCCAAAUGUGUUUUUACUAGGUAUUUGAUAAAAUAUAAUAUAUAUUAGGUGAGGAAGUGGGACAGUAUUAAGGUGCAUACAAAGUAUCAAAAGGAUUGUUUUAAAAAUAUGGAGGAGAUAGAGUUAUAGAUACACCAAUAACAGAAGCCGGUUUUACAGGUAUAGCAGUAGGAGCAGCACUUUAUGGAUUGAAACCUAUUGUAGAGUUUAUGACUUGGAAUUUUGCAAUGCAAGCAAUCGAUCAUAUCAUCAAUUCUGCAGCUAAAUCACGUUAUAUGAGUGCUGGAGAUUAACAGGCUUCAAUUGUCUUUAGAGGAAUUAAUGGGUAAGAUCACAAAUUUAUAACCCUUUAGUGCCACAGCUUAUGUUGCAGCUUAACAUUCAUAAUGUUUUGCUUCAUGGUAUAGUAAUGUACCUGGAUUGGUUGUGUUAGCUCCAUUUGAUUGUGAUGAUGCUAAAUCACUUCUUAAGGCAGCUGUAAGAAAUCCUAAUCCGGUGGUAUUUUUGGAGAAUGAAAUAUUAUAUAGUGAGACUUUUGAACUUUCAGCAGAAGCAAGAGAUCCAAAUUAUUUAGCACCAAUUGGAAAAGCUAAAAUUAUGAGAUAAGGUGAUCAUGUUACUAUUAUUGCAUUCUCAAAAAUGGUUUAAUAUUCACUUAGAGCAGCUGAAUAACUAUUUAGAGAAGGAAUCAAUUGUGAAGUUAUAAAUUUAAGAAGUUUAAGACCAUUAGAUAGAGAAACUAUCCUUGAGAGUGUCAAAAAGACAGGUCGUGUAGUUUGUGUAGAAGAAGGAUGGCCAUAGUCUGGUAUUUCUGCUGAAAUAACAGCACUUAUUAUGGAGGGAGGAGCAUUUAAAUAUUUAGAUGCACCUGUUUAAAGAGUAACAGGAGCUGAAAUACCAACACCUUAUGCAUUUAAUUUAGAAGCUAUGGCAUUCCCAAAAACAGAAUAAAUUGUUGAUGCUGUAUUAAAUGUUUUAAAGGGUGCUCGUUGAUUGAUUAUUCAAUAAUAAUAAUCUAUAUAUAUA
Paramecium sonneborni is the source of this 1226-nucleotide messenger RNA. The record is from the annotation of a GenBank genome assembly. NCBI's taxonomy places the organism in Eukaryota, Ciliophora, Oligohymenophorea, Peniculida, Parameciidae.